This is a messenger RNA of Molossus molossus (Pallas's mastiff bat), 2930 nucleotides long. RefSeq names its product retinoic acid receptor gamma (gene RARG). Gene Ontology annotation, cellular component: transcription regulator complex; nucleus. Gene Ontology annotation, biological process: cellular response to corticotropin-releasing hormone stimulus; retinoic acid receptor signaling pathway; regulation of transcription by RNA polymerase II. The transcript has 11 exons. The record is from RefSeq and is a predicted model, not a curated record. Gene Ontology annotation, molecular function: nuclear glucocorticoid receptor binding; RNA polymerase II cis-regulatory region sequence-specific DNA binding; zinc ion binding. Lineage: Eukaryota; Metazoa; Chordata; Mammalia; Chiroptera; Molossidae. The coding region runs from base 458 to 1834 and encodes 458 amino acids.
AGACACUGACACUGACUGGAGUCAGUGUGCGGUUUGGGAGAAAAUGUGUCGGAUAUUUUGGGGCGAUCACGUGGGCGGGCGGGCUCCAAGAGGCCCCGGGACAGUCCCAGCCUAGAGCCGGUGCCCCCCCAAGAGCCCCCCAUUACCGUGAGCCUCUGACACUACGACGCUCCAACCCCGAGACCGCCCGACGCCGGGACCUCAGGGCUCCGUGGCCUCCCUUCCUCCUCCCUUCCCUUCCAGCAGUUACAGCCCAGUCCCCUCAACCUGACCCAGUAUGUAAGAGGGAAUCUGCAGGUGGCCAGAGGGACUCUUGGAGAUCCAGUGGGCAGGCCAGGAAGGGCGCACGGAGCCUCCCAGGCCUUUUAGGCAGUGGGCAUGGGCGGGGGCUGUGGCUGAAGACCUCCCCCGCCCAUUGCAGAGCCCAGGGGGUUCAGCCUCCCACACUGCAGCUGCCAUGGCCACCAAUAAGGAGCGACUCUUUGCCGCUGGUGCCCUGGGACCUGGAUCUGGCUACCCUGGGGCUGGUUUCCCCUUUGCCUUCCCAGGGGCACUCAGGGGGUCUCCACCUUUCGAGAUGCUGAGCCCUAGCUUCCGGGGCCUGGGCCAGCCUGACCUUCCCAAGGAGAUGGCCUCUCUGUCGGUGGAGACGCAGAGCACUAGCUCUGAGGAGAUGGUGCCCAGCUCACCCUCGCCCCCUCCACCUCCUCGGGUCUACAAGCCAUGCUUCGUGUGCAAUGACAAGUCCUCUGGCUACCACUAUGGGGUCAGCUCUUGUGAAGGCUGCAAGGGCUUCUUCCGACGCAGCAUCCAGAAGAACAUGGUGUACACAUGUCACCGAGAUAAAAACUGUAUCAUCAACAAGGUGACCAGGAACCGCUGCCAAUACUGUCGGCUACAGAAGUGCUUUGAAGUGGGCAUGUCCAAGGAAGCUGUGCGGAAUGACCGGAACAAGAAAAAGAAAGAGGUGAAGGAAGAAGGGUCGCUUGACAGCUAUGAGCUGAGCCCCCAGUUAGAAGAGCUCAUCACCAAGGUCAGCAAAGCCCAUCAGGAGACCUUCCCCUCCCUCUGCCAGCUGGGAAAAUACACCACGAACUCCAGUGCAGACCACCGGGUGCAGCUGGAUCUGGGACUCUGGGACAAGUUCAGUGAGCUGGCCACCAAGUGCAUCAUCAAGAUUGUGGAGUUUGCCAAGCGGCUUCCAGGCUUUACAGGGCUCAGCAUUGCUGACCAGAUCACUCUGCUCAAGGCUGCCUGCCUGGACAUCCUGAUGCUCCGGAUCUGCACGAGGUACACUCCAGAGCAGGACACCAUGACCUUCUCGGAUGGGCUGACCUUGAACCGGACUCAGAUGCACAACGCUGGCUUUGGACCCCUCACAGACCUCGUCUUUGCCUUUGCUGGGCAGCUCCUGCCACUGGAGAUGGAUGAUACAGAGACCGGGCUGCUCAGUGCCAUCUGCCUCAUCUGCGGAGACCGCAUGGAUCUGGAGGAGCCUGAAAAAGUGGACAAGCUGCAGGAGCCACUGCUGGAAGCCCUGAGGCUAUAUGCCCGGCGGCGGAGGCCCAGCCAGCCCUACAUGUUCCCAAGGAUGCUCAUGAAGAUCACCGACCUCCGGGGCAUCAGCACCAAGGGAGCAGAAAGGGCCAUUACCCUGAAGAUGGAGAUUCCAGGCCCAAUGCCUCCCCUGAUCCGAGAGAUGCUGGAGAACCCUGAAAUGUUUGAAGACGACUCCUCGCAGACUAGUGCCCACCCCAAGGCCUCCAGCGAGGAUGAGGUUCUGGGGGGCCAGGGCAAAGGGGGCCGUAGCCCCCAGCCUGACCAGGGCCCCUGACUUCCCCUGCCAUGGGGAUUGGGGCUCCAGGCAGCAGACUGACCAUCUCCCGGACACCGCCAGUGACUGGGGGAGGACCUGCUCUGCCCUCUCCCCAUCCCUUCUAAUGAGCUCCUUGUUUUUGCCAAAGUUUCCAGGGGUGCCUCUGUGUUCACCCCCUUCCUGCUCUAAAUGGCUCCCUUUCCAGUCUUGGGAGCCUGCCCUGAUCCCUCCAGAAGAGAGGGCAGAGGGGUAAGCCUGGGUUAGGACUCUAAAAUCUCAGCACUGCCCUCAGACACCAGGGUCCCAGGCUCCCCAGGGCAGGAGGAAGCCCCUGCCAUUCCAUAGUCCCUUCCUCUGCCAGGUGCUUAGGCCUCUGGGAGCAAACAGGAACACUAGAGACCAAAAGGGGGUAUAGGGAGAGGGCUGAGCCCACCCUCUUGCCCCUGCCCUUGGUGCCUAAUGCUGCGUAUUGCACCUGCUGGGUGCAUUCUACCCUCUAUGCCCCAUCCUUGUGCCAGGUCAGGGUAGGGCAGGCUGGGCCCUGCAUUUCUGUGUGGGCCAGAGGGUGAAAGCGACAGAUGGAGGCUCAUUCUGCACCCCUUUGCUUGGGCCCAGAGUUGACCUUGUGCCCUCUGUUAUAAACUCCUCCCCAGCCCUGUCAUGUGCCUUGGGCUCCCCCUGCCCUCCAUCUCAGCCAUGGGGCAGGGACCCUCCUACACUACAGAGGGGCCAGGGGACCCCUCUCUACCUAGUGCCUUCCUCCCUGACCCCCAGAGCAGCUUGGCCCAGGGAGAGGGGGGUGGGUGCUGCUUAGCUGACCCUGCCCUGACCCAGAGGAAGCCUCUAUUUAUUUAUUAGCUUUUGUUUACACCCUGGAAUUGACCCCUUCCUCUAGGGGUCUUGGGAGGGGGAGCCCAGGGCCCCUGUAUCCCUUCCCUUCUUCCUCCAAUCCCCAGUUUGUAUUUAGCUGCCAAAUAAGAUUCCCACUGGCUCCCCUUUUUCUCUGGGGGGUCAGGGUGCUGUCCCCUCCCCUCUGUUUACAUCUCCCCUUUACCCCGCUGUAUCGCAUAUUGCUGAGUUUUCUAUUUUUACAAAAUAAAGUGAUGGAAACUCA